Messenger RNA from Panicum virgatum (switchgrass), 1345 nucleotides. RefSeq names its product probable phospholipase A2 homolog 2. The record is from RefSeq and is a predicted model, not a curated record. Gene Ontology annotation, biological process: phospholipid metabolic process; lipid catabolic process; arachidonate secretion. The transcript has 4 exons. Gene Ontology annotation, molecular function: A2-type glycerophospholipase activity; calcium ion binding. Lineage: Eukaryota; Viridiplantae; Streptophyta; Magnoliopsida; Poales; Poaceae. The coding region runs from base 240 to 953 and encodes 237 amino acids.
CGGGGGCAGACAACCACCCUGUGGCCUAGAGGCAUUGGUCAGCUACUCAGCUCAUGCGGUUGAGCUAACACAGAUCACACCGGAUCAGCUUGUUUAGAUUUAAGCAAACGGCUGCUUAUAAUAGGGAAUAGAACAAAAGGACCCGGAUCAGUAAGCUGCAAACGUUAUCGACCAUGCUUCCAUGCAUGUAGAUAAACUCGCAAGUACUGAUCCUGUGAAGGUUAAGGUGAGGUUCUCUGAUGAGCCGUCAUGAUUCUGUUUGGAACUGCUUGGAAUUGCAGAUUUUCCCAACCAAAGCCACCAAACUCUCAUCGCGCCAUGGCGUCAGUCCAUAUAGCCUCACACUCAAACCUUCUGCAAGCGACCACCCAAUCAAUAGUUCGUUCAUUCAUUCCUUGGCCGAAUCAAUCGCAGAGAAGACGACGCGAAUGGAAUUCAGCAGCAGCGAGCUCGCCGGCCGUGGUCCCCUGCAGCUGCGGCGUAGCGGUAGCGGUCGCCGCCGCCGCCUUUCUCCUCCUCCUUGUCGUCUUGUUCUUCUCCUCGUGCUGCUCGCCGCCGCCGGCGGCCACUCGCCUGCCGCCGCCAGCAUCUUCGGCGGCGACGCGGCAUCGGAGUGCAGCCGGACUUGCGAGUCCGAGCACUGCGCAGCGGCGCCGCUGAUGCGCUACGGCAAGUACUGCGGCGUCUCCUACACGGGGUGCCCCGGCGAGGCCCCCUGCGACGCCCUCGACGCCUGCUGCGCGGCCCACGACGCCUGCGUCCAGGCCACCGACGACGACUACCUGAACACAUGGUGCAACCAGAGCCUGCUGGACUGCGUGGCGGCGGCGAGGCCGGCGGCGGCGGCGACGACGUUCGAGGGGAACCAGUGCAACGCGACGGAGGUCGCCGACGAGAUCGCCUCCGUCGUGGAGGCCGCCGUGUACGCCAAGGGCAUCCUCCACAGGCCGUAGCCUGACAGCAGGGUGACGUGGCUGACGCGGACACGCGCAGGCGGUCGAAAGGGAAAGCGGUGGCUGGAGCCGGUGGCUUAAAAAAAGGCUGGUGUACGUACGUGUAGACGACUCGGACGACGUGGUUGUCGUCGUCUCGUCCCUUUUCUCUUUUCUUUUUUUUCUCCCCAAUCUGUAAAGAUCAGAUACAGUGCGAUUUAGAUCAAGCAUGGUUUUGUUGGAGUUGAUCUCCAGGCCUGAUCCAAAUAUCAUGCCAGACUCCUUGAUGCGCCCUGAUCAGGGGCGUCCAGUCCAUAUAACUGGUGGGCUCCCGUCGCCUGUGUUAGAUUUAAUAUGGGCUUGGCUCAUAUUUUAUUUAAUUAAAUCAAACAAAUUCUAAAAUCCAUAUUAAA